CCGUCAUUUUCUGGGACCUGUCAUGUCUGCCGUCUCUGGUUAUCUCCUGUACUAUGUCCACAGUCUCCGGUCAUCUCCUGUACUACAUCUGCAGUCUCUGGUCAUCGCCUGUAGUACGUCCGCAGUCUCUGGUCAUCUCCUGUAGUAUGUCUGCAGUGUCUGGUCAUCUCCUGUAGUAUGUCCGCAGUCUCUGGUCAUCUCCUGUACUGUGUCCGCAGUCUCUGGUCAUCUCCUGUACUAUGUCCGCAGUCUCUGGUCAUCUCCUGUACUAUGUCCGCAGUCUCUG
Molecule: messenger RNA, 286 nt
Organism: Staurois parvus
Lineage: Eukaryota; Metazoa; Chordata; Amphibia; Anura; Ranidae
Source: the annotation of a GenBank genome assembly